AUGAAUACCAAAUGAGGUGAGAAGUAACAAGGAAGAGAGCAGUCCUUUUGCUACAAGUAAUAAUCUGACAAUAUCAAGAACAGUCGCAUAAUGGUAGCCGCAAUGUUGCUGUUCUCAUUCCUUAUUGAAGUUGCAGUAGUUGCAGCUGCAAGUCCAAGCCCAUCUCCAAUUGAUGAUGAAGAGGGACUGAAUACUUUAGAAUUGGUUGGCAUUAUAGUUGGAAGUAUAGUGGGGCUACUCCUGAUAAUAGUACUGGUGGCAUUACUGAUACUCAUACUAUGCUGCUUGUGCAGAAAGAUGAAGAGACAUAGUCGCCAGACACUUAAUGAUGAUGAAGCGGAUCGGCUACCUUUAAAAGAGAAUGAGCAUACCAUGACUGUAGUAAUGAAUCCACAUUCAAUGUCCCGCGGUGGAGGGACUGGAGGCAGUACUGGUGGUGAUGAUGAUAAAGAUGACGACGAUAAUAAAUCACAAAGUUCUGAAGGUUCUGUUCAAAGUGUUAAACUGAAAUUUACAGUUCAAGAAGGUGCAGAAGGUGCUAGCAGCAGCAGCAGCAGUGAUAGUGACAGUGAUUAAUUUCAGACUGACCAAGUACUUUUAAGAUUUUAUUAUUUUGCUUUGAUUUUUUAACAUCCCUGACGAACCAAGUUAUUAAAUUUA
Molecule: messenger RNA, 660 nt
Organism: Amphimedon queenslandica
Lineage: Eukaryota; Metazoa; Porifera; Demospongiae; Haplosclerida; Niphatidae
Exons: 4
Coding region: 91-576 (161 amino acids)
Source: RefSeq, a predicted model, not a curated record